This is a messenger RNA of Schistocerca piceifrons (Central American locust), 3805 nucleotides long. RefSeq names its product AFG3-like protein 2 (gene Afg3l2). The coding region runs from base 199 to 2628 and encodes 809 amino acids. Gene Ontology annotation, biological process: mitochondrial protein processing; protein-containing complex assembly. Gene Ontology annotation, cellular component: m-AAA complex; membrane. The record is from RefSeq and is a predicted model, not a curated record. The transcript has 15 exons. NCBI's taxonomy places the organism in Eukaryota, Metazoa, Arthropoda, Insecta, Orthoptera, Acrididae. Gene Ontology annotation, molecular function: metalloendopeptidase activity; ATP binding; ATP hydrolysis activity.
UUGCUAACAUUAUGGACAUUGUGUUGUACUGUUAUUACACAAGCGGUCUAACCCAUCGACUACGAAAUCGAAAGUGUUAGCAUAUCGGAAGUUACUGUAAAAUGAUGCAAAAUUCGAGCUUGGGGUAGUAAUAACUAAGCUUGGUCAGGUUAGGGAUGUUACUGUGGAGGCUUAGUUCUUCGUAAACGAUUUUAGAUAAUGGCUCACCGGUUGCUGACAACUGCAAGAAAGUUGGAAAAGUUGCUGUGGAAUGGAAUUAGACGUGGCGAUAUUAACAACUCAAUGUUGAGGAGGAACCUUUCAAUACUGCAGAAAUCAGCAAACUCUCCUAGUUUGGCAACAAUCAUACGGGAAUGGCAAUUGAUUUGUGAAAGACCUCCAAAGGGUUUUGAGAAGUUUUUCAAACCAGGUACUGGCAAACAAUCAUCAAAAAAUGGAAAACCGAAGGAAGAUGUUCCAAAAGAGGCACAGCAGCCACCACCUUCGAGAGGAACUAGUCAGCCUCCACCCAAGUCUACCCAGAGGCCGUAUGAUCAAUGGUCAUUUGGGAUGUUUGGAGGUCAGUCCAGGGGUACUGGCCCAGGAGGUGGAAAGCCAUUUGGUGAUGGAGGAGAUCGUGAGAAAUGGCUUGUACUUGGCAUGAUAGGCACUGUGGCUCUUCUUGGAACCCUAGCAUUUUAUGAGAUGGGUUAUAAGGAAAUAGCCUGGAAAGAAUUUGUCAACAAUUACCUUGCAAAGGGAAUUGUGGAAAAACUUGAAGUUGUCAAUAAGAAGUGGGUCCGUGUACGUUUAAUGCCAGGAAACACAGUGGAUGGCUCAAGUGUGCUCUGGUUCAACAUUGGCAGUGUUGAUUCAUUUGAAAGAAACCUUGAAAAUGCACAAAUUGAAAUGAAUAUUGAGCCACCAAACUUUGUUCCAGUAAUAUAUAAGACUGAACUGGAAGCUGCAAGCCUUACAGGCAUUCUUCCCACUUUAAUGAUAAUAGGAUUCUUGAUUUAUAUGAUGCGAAGAUCAGCUGAAGUGAUGGGAGGACGUAGCGGCCGGAAAGGUGGUGGCUUGUUUGGUGGUGUUAUGGAAUCAACUGCCAAAUUAAUAAACUCGAGUGACAUUGGAGUGAGAUUUAAGGAUGUUGCCGGGUGUGAAGAAGCUAAACUGGAGAUAAUGGAGUUCGUUAAUUUUCUCAAGAAUCCUCAGCAGUACAUUGAUUUAGGAGCUAAAAUCCCCAAAGGUGCAAUAUUAACAGGUCCUCCAGGAACUGGCAAAACGUUACUUGCAAAGGCAACUGCUGGUGAAGCAAAUGUGCCUUUCAUAACAGUUUCAGGUUCUGAAUUCCUUGAAAUGUUUGUGGGAGUUGGCCCGUCUCGGGUCAGAGACAUGUUUGCUAUGGCACGAAAACAUGCACCUUGCAUUCUAUUUAUUGACGAAAUUGAUGCAGUUGGUAGAAAAAGAGGUGGUCGUGCUUUUGGUGGCCAUUCAGAACAAGAAAAUACUCUGAACCAGCUGCUGGUUGAAAUGGACGGAUUUAAUACAACUACUAAUGUGGUUGUGCUCGCUGCAACAAAUCGUGUUGAUAUACUAGACAAAGCAUUGUUGCGACCUGGUAGAUUUGACAGACAGAUAUUUGUUCCUGCUCCAGACAUUAAAGGAAGAGCAUCAAUAUUUAAAGUACAUUUACAGCCUUUAAAAACUAGUUUAGACAAGACUGAUCUGGCAAGGAAAAUGGCAGCCUUAACACCAGGUUUUACUGGUGCCGACAUUGCUAAUGUUUGUAAUGAGGCUGCGUUGAUUGCUGCUCGUGAUCUGAGUGAAUCUAUAUCAAUGAAAAACUUUGAACAAGCUAUUGAGAGAGUUGUAGCGGGAAUGGAGAAAAAAACUAAUGUCCUUCAGCCUGAAGAGAAGAAGACCGUUGCAUAUCAUGAAGCAGGGCAUGCUGUAGCUGGAUGGUUUCUUGAGAAUGCUGAUCCUUUAUUGAAGGUCUCCAUCAUUCCUCGAGGUAAAGGAUUAGGAUAUGCCCAGUAUCUCCCUAAGGAACAGUAUCUUUAUAGCAAAGAACAGCUGUUUGAUCGAAUGUGUAUGACUUUGGGAGGAAGAGUAUCAGAAGAAAUUUUCUUUGGCCGAAUUACAACUGGUGCUCAGGAUGAUCUCAAGAAAGUAACACAGAGUGCAUAUGCCCAGGUUGUGCAUUUUGGAAUGAAUGAAAAGCUAGGAAAUAUAAGUUUUGACAUGCCUCAACCUGGAGAGAUGGUUUUGGAGAAGCCAUAUUCAGAGAAAACUGCUCAGCUGAUUGAUUCUGAGGUUCGUCAAUUGAUACAGAGCGCUUACGAACGUACAACUUCGUUACUUACUGAUCAUAAAGAUGAUGUCCGAAAGGUUGCAGAACGCCUGUUAAAAAAAGAAAUUUUAAGUCGGGAUGAUAUGAUUGAAUUGCUUGGGGCACGACCGUUCCCUGAAAAGUCAACAUAUGAAGAAUUUGUUGAAGGAACGGGGUCAUUUGAAGAAGACACAACUUUACCAGAGGGUCUUCGUGAAUGGAAUAAAAGCAGAGAGCAAGAUGGAAAUACUGACAGUGGAAAAAGUGAGGAAGAUCUUAAGGGCAAAAAUACGGCAAUGAAGAUCAGUUCAGCAUAAGAUACUAUGUAGAACUCAUCGAGUACUAGUUGCUGGCACCCUCAUAAGCGAGUGAACCUGACUCAUAGGAUGCCUCUGCGAGUUACAGUUAAUCAACAUACCAAAUUGCAUUGUCUUCAAAGAGUGCCAGUUGAUGAGCCAAACAUAAGUGGCAUUUUAUCAUCAGUAAACUGGUCUGAGCAUUUUAAAAAUGCUCUUUUUCUAUGCCAUUAGCAUCAGUUUGCACAUUUUAUAUAUGUGUUGUAUCUGUUAAAACUUUUUUAUUUUAUUUUUAAUUGCUGCCAGUUCAACUGAGGAAUACUUUUGUAAAACAUUGCUGAAGAACCUAUGUAUUCAAAAUGUUUCUGAAAUACAAAUCAGUAUUUAUGAUUCAGCAGAAAUACAGAAGUAUUUGUAAAGUUUGUGAUCAUUUUUGUAUAAGUGUUUUCAUUGUUUAAUCAUUUUGUACAUAAAUGAUUUUCUAGGAUAUCUUUUUUUCACAUUUGAGUCCAUUUUUGUAGGGUUUGUUGUUUUGUGACAUUUCUAAUAUGUUAUAAUAGGUCCCAUCAUUUCCAUUACUCAGAUUUCAGAAUCAUUUUAGAAACAGGUUGUGUAGUUUGUAUGUGGAGAUAUUGAACGUCAGACUUGUGGAUUUAUUUUGGUAGAUAGUGCGAGUUACAUAGCAUGUUGCGAAGGCUUCAUUCAUUUUGUGGACUUAAAAUGAUGAGGGUAAAACAGUGUGAAGGGUAUAGAAUGAUUCAUGUGAGACCUGAAGCCACCCAUUUUACUGAUCUUCAUGUUACAGUUUCAUUGUAAUAUGCAGAAAGAUAUAAAUUAGAGAAAAAGUAAACACAAACUGCUCAAAGGAUCACAGUUUUAAUCACAUGAAAUUGUAAGAUGCAGGUAGUGGGAAAUCUAAGUAUUACUGUACGAGAAAAACCUUACUAAAUUGUAAACCACAUAGCUACUAAAUAGAAGCACAAAGAUAUUACUCUUGUUAUUCAGUGCAUUGAAAUUCUAAAGUAUAACAUGUUACUGUGACUGCCAUAUAUACUUCGUAUAUCUGGUACGGUUGAUUAACUGUCAACUAAAACUUGAGAUGUGUGAAAACAGUGAUGUGCCUGUACAGAUUAUGAAGGUUAGUAUUUAUUGUAGAUGACAUAUAAUUUUUUUAAUUAAAAAAGAAAAUGAAAAAUGA